GUUCGUCCGCAUUUGUCUGGCUUUGCUUAUCAUACAGCAACUUUUUUGCCGCUAACUUUCAAUCAUAUUCUCGUGUAAGAUUUCCCAGAAGCAAAUUCUGGUGGUUAGGCUUCCUUUGUACAAAAGUUCGGCACUGCUGGAAUAAUUGAAUACGCCUUCGGAAUGUUACAUGCAGCCGCAGCCUGAACUCGGCAUUCAGACGAACAUUUGUUUCACAUUCGGCGAUUUGAGAUUCCACUGUUCGUGAAUAGUUAGUGUUUACAUAGAACUUGUGUAAAACUUGAUCAAAUAUUCCGGAAUCAGUUUCUCUGCAGCAACUUACUUAGCGCUGCGGUGUUUGUGCCCGGCGUUCCGCGUCUGCGAAACUUUGCUCAUUGUCCGUUAUUGCUCGGUCAUGUACCGAAAUGUUAUUCAUUAUUACCUUUCACGCUGUUUAUUCCCUCCAUCUUUCCACGAGCAACUGAUGCAAUACCGAAACUUUCCACCGCCUUUAACUUUUCAGUUUUUCACUAGACGCGUAGUUUUAGACGCUCAAGCUGUUAUUACUCUCAAAGUUCAAGUGAUGGAGUCUCGAAAGUGUUCCUCCGUGCUAUUAAUUUCAAUCCCAAGAACCCGGUUCUAAAAGUGUCUAUAAACAAGUGAGUGCGGAAAUUUAAACCAGUGUUUGGUGCGGAUGAGAGGAUGGUCGCGCGGGCGCGUUAGCGCGCGGAGGCAGGGUGUCGGGGCGCGAGCGCGAGCCGUGGGCGCACGACCACCGCCAUGUGACGUGCGGGCGGCGCUGCGCCUGCUGCGGGGCGCCGCGAUGCGCUGACAUGGACGAGGGCUACUGGCGCGGCGCGUGCUCCUCGCUGUCGCUGCACGACGCGCACGGCAGCGCGAGCCAGCUGUGCGCGCGCCACGCCCCCCAGGCCCACGCCCACGCCCACGCGCGUCCACGCGUGCAGCACGUGCACCACCACGCGUGCCCCGUGCACAGCCCGUUCAGACAGCCCACGCCCGAGUACUGCGCCGCACAUGCUCAGGCCCUACUCCAAGCGCACGACGUGGUCGCGCGCGAAGUGUACGGCGAGGAGUCGCUGCGAGCGUCGCCGCCGCCGGUCAACGGCCGCGGGACCGCGCUGCCGCCCGAUGACGAGGAGGAGCCGGAGCCCGAGUUCGAGAACGUGACACGAGUCAGACUCGUGCAGUUCCAGAAGAACACCGAUGAGCCCAUGGGCAUAACCCUCAAGCUAGCGGACGACGGGCGCUGCAUCGUGGCUCGCAUCAUGCACGGCGGCAUGAUCCACCGCCAGGCGACCCUGCACGUGGGCGACGAGAUCAAGGAGAUCAACGGCAGCCCCGUGGCCAAUCAGAGCGUCGCGCAGCUGCAACGGAUGCUGCGUGACGCCCGCGGUUCGGUAACCUUCAAGAUCGUCCCGUCGUACCGCUCCGCACCGCCCCCUUGCGAGCUUUUCCGGAUUAAGCCUUCGCCGGUGCUAAUAUUCGUGCGAGCGCAGUUCGACUUCGAUCCACUAGAGGACGAUCUGAUCCCGUGUGCUCAGGCCGGCAUCGCCUUCACUACUGGGGAGAUAUUGCAGAUAAUAAGCAAAGACGACUCGCACUGGUGGCAGGCGCGCAAGGACUGCGCGGGCGGUUCAGCCGGCCUUAUUCCGAGCCCCGAGCUGCAGGAGUGGAGGGCCGCCUGCAUAGCUUCAGACAAGUCCGCCACGGACCAAGUGGGAACUGAGGGCUGCGUCUCACACACUGACGGCUGCGAGAAUACAGUAAACUGCUCUAUUUUCGGACGUAAGAAGAAACAAUCCAAGGACAAAUAUUUGGCGAAACACAACGCGGUCUUCGACCAGCUUGACGUCGUCACUUACGAGGAAGUCGUCAAACUACCUUCGUUCCAGCGCAAAACCAUAGUUCUCCUCGGAGCUCACGGCGUGGGGCGGCGCCACAUCAAGAACACGCUCAUAGCGAGGCACCCCGACCAGUACGCCUACCCCAUACCGCACACGACUCGGCCGGCUCGUGCGGAUGAAGAGAACGGCAGACACUACUACUUCGUGACCCACGAGGAGAUGAUGGCCGACAUCGCCGCCAACGAAUACCUUGAAUAUGGCACCCACGAAGACGCGAUGUACGGCACAAAGCUCGAGACAAUCCGCCGCAUCCACUCGGAGCGGCGCAUCGCGAUCCUUGACGUGGAGCCGCAAGCUCUGAAGAUAUUGAGGACUGCUGAGUUCGCGCCCUAUGUGGUGUUUAUUGCCGCGCCGCCGCUCAAUAAUGUUGCUGAUUACGACGGCUCGCUAGAAGUCCUAGUCCGCGAAUCCGAGCAACUCCGCCGAACCUACGGCCACUACUUCGACCAGACGAUCGUGAACAACGACAUCGAUGACACUCUGGCGCAACUGGAAGCGUCGCUCGUGCGCCUGCGCAGCGCCGCCCAGUGGGUGCCCGUGUCCUGGGUUUAUUGACAGAACCACUAUUACUUGUAAACUGGCCACUCUUUGUACGCCUUUUGAACGGAUUUCUGGGGUUUGUUGGGGUUUGGGGAAUGGAAAAAAUGGGUAGUACAGUCAGCUUGGUUUAUAA
This is a messenger RNA of Plutella xylostella (diamondback moth), 2577 nucleotides long. Lineage: Eukaryota; Metazoa; Arthropoda; Insecta; Lepidoptera; Plutellidae. The record is from RefSeq and is a predicted model, not a curated record.